Molecule: messenger RNA, 2020 nt
Organism: Sphaeramia orbicularis (orbiculate cardinalfish)
Lineage: Eukaryota; Metazoa; Chordata; Actinopteri; Kurtiformes; Apogonidae
Gene: cpne1
Product: copine I
Exons: 16
Coding region: 81-1697 (538 amino acids)
Biological process (GO): positive regulation of tumor necrosis factor-mediated signaling pathway; cellular response to calcium ion; regulation of canonical NF-kappaB signal transduction
Cellular component (GO): plasma membrane
Molecular function (GO): calcium-dependent phospholipid binding
Source: RefSeq, a predicted model, not a curated record
GUCUCUUUCUUAAUCCUGUUCCGAGUUGAGGACAGAACCGCGUUAAAGAUCAGAACCGACCCGAUCAGCGGAUCAAUAAGAUGGCGGACUGUGUCAGUAAGGUGGAGCUGAGCGUUUCCUGUUCGGACCUGUUGGAUAAAGAUGUGGGCUCGAAGUCGGACCCUCUGUGUGUCCUGUUGCAGAAAUCAGGAUCCGACAAAUGGACCGAGUUGUGUCGUACGGAGCGAGUGAAGAACUGCUCCAGUCCGUCCUUCAGUCAGCGUCUCAGACUGGACUAUCACUUCGAAACGGUCCAGAACCUGAAGCUCGGAGUUUAUGACAUCGACAACUCGUCCUCUGACCUCGGCGAUGAUGACUACCUGGGAGGGGUGGAGCUAACUCUGGGACAGAUUGUUUCCAGUAAAACACUGACACGACCUCUGCAGCUGAAGAAAGGCAAACCUGCAGGGAAAGGAACCAUCACCGUCACAGCAGAGGAGGUUAAAGACAACAGAGCCAUCGAACUGGAACUGGAGGCCAAAAACCUGGACAAGAAGGAUACGUUUGGGAAAUCUGAUCCUUUCCUGGAGUUUUUUAAGCAAGGAGAUGACGGGAAGUGGCACCUGGUCCACAGAACUGAGGUGGUGAAGAACAAUCUGAAUCCAUCUUGGAAGAAGUUCUGUAUUCCCCUGCAGACGUUCUGCAGCAGUGACCUCGACCGACCGCUCAAGGUCGACUGUUCUGAUCACGACAGCGACGGGUCUCACGAUCUGAUCGGAUCUUUCACCACCAAAGUGUCGGAGCUGCAGAAAGCUGCCCACGGCUCCCUGGUGGAGUUUCAGUGCAUCCACCCUGAGAAACAGAAGAAGAAGAAGAGCUACAAGAACUCAGGAGUUGUCUCUGUCAAGAAAUGCAAGCUGCUGACUCAGUACUCCUUCCUGGACUACGUGAUGGGCGGAUGUCAGAUCAACUUCACCGUGGGGAUCGACUUCACUGGUUCCAACGGUGAUCCUCGUUCACCUAAUUCUCUCCACUAUAUGAGUCCAGAUGGGCUGAACCAGUACCUGUCGGCGCUGUGGUCUGUGGGUCAGGUGGUGCAGGACUAUGACACUGAUAAACUCUUCCCAGCUUUCGGUUUUGGAGCCAAACUUCCUCCAGACUACCAGGCUGCACACCAUGAGUUCGCCCUGAACUUUAACCCCACCAACCCGUACUGCCAAGGUAUUCAGGGCAUCGUCGAGGCCUACAGGAUGGUUCUGCCUCAGCUCAGACUGUCUGGACCCACAAACUUCUCUCCUAUCAUCACCCAUGUUGCCUCCAUAGCAGCCGCUGCCGCGCAGGCCAACAGCGCCUCUCAGUACUUCGUCCUCCUCAUCCUCACCGACGGGGAGAUCACGGACUUCGAUCAGACCCGUGAUGCCAUUGUGCGGGCGUCACGGCUGCCGCUGUCCAUCAUCAUCGUGGGGGUGGGACCGGCCGACUUCCAGGCCAUGGAGCUGCUGGACGGAGACGACGGUGUCCUGAGGUCGACGGUGGGGGAGGCGGUGUCCAGAGACAUCGUCCAGUUCGUCCCCUUCAGAAAGUUCAAAGACGCACCCAUGUCAUCUCUGGCUCAGUCGGUUCUGGCUGAAGUUCCCACUCAGCUGGUGUCGUAUUUUAAAAUGAGAGGCUUUGAACCGGCCAAACCACCAGUAAAACCAGCGGCGCCCAAGGAGUAGUCCACGCCAAGGAAGGAUAAACCACACCCACAGAGGAUAAACCACACAGCUUUAGACACUCCCACAAACAAUAAGACUUGGUCCAAAAUGCCAAGCCACGCCCCUUUACAUCCUUUCCCCAAAGAUGAUGUAACUAAAGACAGAUUCCAUCGAUUCUAUCGAUUACUUUAUUAAAGCCCCGCAGUUAAUUAUCCCAAAAUGCAUCAGGACAUUGACGGUGCCAACGUUCUGCUAAUGUUUACAACCGCUGGUGUUCAGCAGCAGGAGGGAGUUUAUUUUUAAUCGUGGUUUAAAUUUUUAUAAAGGACAGAUAUAAAGGUCAC